GUUAACAAAUUAUGAAGGUAGAAAAGUAAGACGCGGCAGCAGCUAGAUCCAUCCUGAAUCCAGAGGUUCCGUGCCGAAAACUACUCCUAACUGAAAUAUAUACUAGUUAAAAAAAGAGUGAAUAAUCCUAUCUACCCUUUUGCUUUCACGCUUUUCAUACGUCAUACACCGGCCACUUGCACUUGCUGCCGGCUACUGCCUUACAGAAUCCAGACCACCGUCCACCAAGACCACUGCCGGCUGCGCCUGCGGCUGCCGUUCUUAGGCUGCUCAAGAGUAUUAGGCUGUUGAAGGAAUCUAAUGAAGUUCUUGCUAAGAUCAUGGACAAGAUUUCAAUAAUGGAGUGAUUGUAUUAUGGUCAUGAAUGGUGGAGUAAUUGAAAGAUUCAAAAUCAAUGGAGAUUAGGAGCUUCGCCGGGAAACAAUACUCUCUCAUUCACUCUAUUAUUGCCGUUGCUAUUUGGCUUGGAGCUUUUCAUUUCAUUGCUCUUCUCCUCGUCUCUUCUUUUCUCCUUCUUUCUCUUCCUAAAGCUUUAGCGGUUUGCUGCCUACUUCUAUUUUUUAUCGUUAUACCGAUCGAUGAAAAGGAUAGAUUUGGACGCAAAUUAGCUAGGUAUAUAUGUAAGCACGCAUGUGGGUAUUUUCCCAUUACACUUCAUGUCGAAGAUUACGAUGCUUUUGAUCCUAAUCGUGCCUAUGUCUUUGGAUAUGAGCCUCAUUCAGUCUUGCCUAUUGGUGUUGUUGCCCUUGCUGAUCUCACUGGUUUUAUGCCUUUUUCCAAAAUUAAAGUUCUUGCUAGUACUGCUGUGUUCUACACUCCUUUUUUGAGGCAUAUAUGGACUUGGUUGGGUCUCUCUCCAGCAACGAGAAAUAAUUUUAAAUCUCGUUUGGCUUCCGGUUAUAGUUGUAUCAUAGUGCCUGGUGGAGUACAGGAGACGUUUCAUAUGGAGCAUGGCUCUGAGGUGGUUUUUCUUAAAAGUAGGAAAGGAUUUGUUCGCUUAGCUAUAGAAAUGGGCUGCCCUUUGGUUCCAGUUUACAGCUUUGGUCAGUCUGAAGCUUAUAAGUGGUGGAAGCCCAGUGGAAAGUUGUAUUUACGAUUUUCUAGAGCUAUAAAGUUCACUCCUAUAUUUUUCUGGGGAGUUUUUGGGUCUCCAUUACCUUAUAGGGUUCCAAUGCAUGUUGUUGUUGGUCGACCAAUUGAAGUUAAAAGAAAUGAACAACUCACCGUGGAUGAGGUCUCAGAAGUUCAUAUGAAGUAUGUCGAGGCACUACAAGACCUAUUUGAAAGGCACAAAACAAGGGUUGGUCAUCCAAAUCUUCAAUUAAAGAUUCUUUGAUUCCUUAUGAUUGAUGUUGUAUAUAUAUAUGCACGUUAGACUCGCUCACUGUGUCUCCCAUUCCUGAAAGCAAAAAGAUAGUUGUACUGAUAAUGUUUGUACCGACGUUUCCUGAGACGUUUAGUUUUAAUCCCUUUGUAAUAGUUUCAUAAACAGCAACAAAUCAACAAAGCCAUACGUUCAUGCUAUUAUGAACUCUUGUGUAAAAGUAUCUUAGAGUUUUGGGAUGUUAAUAACCUUUUCAAUUGUCU
Amaranthus tricolor (Joseph's coat) is the source of this 1587-nucleotide messenger RNA. Its product is annotated as diacylglycerol O-acyltransferase 2D. Gene Ontology annotation, biological process: triglyceride biosynthetic process. Gene Ontology annotation, cellular component: endoplasmic reticulum membrane. Lineage: Eukaryota; Viridiplantae; Streptophyta; Magnoliopsida; Caryophyllales; Amaranthaceae. The coding region runs from base 395 to 1336 and encodes 313 amino acids. The transcript has 11 exons. Gene Ontology annotation, molecular function: diacylglycerol O-acyltransferase activity. The record is from RefSeq and is a predicted model, not a curated record.